AUGGCGCUUUGCAGCAAUAGAGUGUAUGGUAUGUUUCAGGCCUCUGUGGUCUUUGAGGAUGUGGCUGUGAACUUCACCCCAGAAGAGUGGGCUUUGCUGGAUCAUGGUCAGAGGAACCUCUUUAAAGAUGUGAUUCUGGAGACCUGCAGGAACCUGUCCUCCGUGGAGAAGCGGAAAUUUCACAGCAGUGGAGAUCUGACCCAAAUGCAGGAAGGGCUUUUGAGCAGUCCUUUGUUGGAGAGUGUCUGUGAACGUUUUGAAGGAGAUCAAUGUGGAGAAACCCUGAACUCGAUUACAAGUCUUACUGUGCAUGAGGGGUGUCCUACUGGAGGCAAAUCCUGUGAAUGUGCUAAGUGUAGGGAAACCUUCACAGAUGGUUUUUUCCUAGGGAAUCUGGGAAGAUCUCACCCAGGACUCAAAUCUAGUCCCUGUGAGGAAUGUGGGCCGGCCUGUAGCUCCGUCUCAAGCCUCAGCACUCAGGUGGGUGCAGACCUUGUAGAGAAAUCCUAUGAAGGUCAGGACACCGGGAGAGCAUCGGAGACAUACGCAAAGAGUCUGAGUAGUAAAAAAUCUCUAGAGUGCAAGAAAUGUGGAAAAGCUUUCACUUGCAUUUCUUCUUUUCAGGGUCAUGUGCAAAAUGACCGUGUACAGAGGGUCCAUGCAUGUGACAUGUGUGGGAAAACCUUCUUAUAUCACUCCUUCCUUACACGUCAUAUGAGAACUCACACUGGGGCUAGAACCUCUCAAUGUCAGGAGUGUGGGAGAGCCUUCGGGUAUAAGUCAAGCCUGCAAAAACAUGUGCGGACCCACACUGGGGAAAGACCCUAUGAAUGUAAGGAAUGUGGGAAAUCUUUCCAGAGGUAUGGUCAUAUUAAACGUCACAUGACCACUCACAGUACGUUGAAAACCUAUGAAUGUAAGGAGUGUCGCAGAUCCUUUCGGGAUCAAUCAUACCUGCAAGUACAUAUGAGGACGCACACUGGGGAAAGGCCCUUUGAAUGUCAGCAGUGUGGAAGAGCCUUCCGGAAUCACACAGACCUGCGAGUGCAUAUGAGGAGACACACUGGAGAAAGACCGUAUGGAUGUCAGCAAUGUGGGAAAACCUUCAGAUAUCAUUGGAAUCUGCGAAAUCAUGUGAAGAUACACACGGAGGAGAGACCCUAUGAAUGUCAGGAGUGUGGGAAAACGUUCAGGUAUAAGUCAUGCCUGCGAGAACAUAUGAGGACGCACACUGGGGAAAGACCGUAUGAAUGUCAGGUGUGUAGGAAAACCUUCAGAUAUCAUUGGAAUCUGCGAGAACAUGUGACAAUACACACAGGGGAGAGACCCUAUGAAUGUCAGGUGUGUGGGAAAACCUUCAGGUAUAACUCAUGCCUACGAGACCAUGUGAGGACACACACUGGCGAGCAACGCUAUAAAUGUGUGCAUUGUGGAAAAGCCUUCAGUCGUAAGUGCACCCUUGUACUACAUACUGUGAGAAAUCACGCAGGGGUGGAAACUUGGAAUGUAAGGAGUGAGGGGAAGCUUUCAGGAAACAUCGACCUCUGA
Messenger RNA from Puma concolor (puma), 1548 nucleotides. Lineage: Eukaryota; Metazoa; Chordata; Mammalia; Carnivora; Felidae. The record is from RefSeq and is a predicted model, not a curated record.